Molecule: messenger RNA, 2213 nt
Organism: Tetranychus urticae (two-spotted spider mite)
Lineage: Eukaryota; Metazoa; Arthropoda; Arachnida; Trombidiformes; Tetranychidae
Product: adiponectin receptor protein
Biological process (GO): adiponectin-activated signaling pathway
Cellular component (GO): plasma membrane
Molecular function (GO): signaling receptor activity
Source: RefSeq, a predicted model, not a curated record
ACCCUUGUGAUGUUUUCAUUCUCCUUGGCCUUGUGAUUCAACUCUUUCUUUUUUAUAUUAUCUUUUUUAUUGGUCCUUUCUUUUUCUUCACUCUUGUUCGUCGAUAAUAUUUUUUAAACAUAAUCACUGUUGAUUUGAGUAAAUUUAAAUGCCGCCUACAUAUAAUUGACGUUGAUUAGUGACGUUUAUAUUAUAACAGUUAUAGUCUCUGUGUCAUUAUAUUCCUAAUGGAUUGUUUAAUUGUGAAUUUAGUGAGAGUUUAAAUUUACAUUUGUACAUCAUAAGUAAAUUACCCAACUUGUUUUGUAUAUUGUGCUUCAAGGACAAUUUUUCAAUUUAAAGAAAUCUUCAAUCAAUACUCUUGGAAGCCAUCGUCAGCGAUCUAUCAUAAACAAUAACAAUUGUGGUAGUACAACAACCACAACAGUUGAAGAGAUUUCCAGUGACGAAUGGUUUCAAUCAUCUAAAACAGCCACUCUUAAAUCAACUGAUACCAAGCUAGCCAAAGAAUCUGCUGAUUUACUUCCCAAUUCUGGUGAUCUUUUCCCCUGGGAUUGUUACGAACCUAGUGAACCUAAAAACAUGGAUUCAGCAUACGAACAGCUUUGCCAACUCCACUGUCGAGCCACUAAAGCUGCAGCUCAUCAAGUUGAAGAUUUGGUGAGACGAGCGUAUGAGAAGAGAGAUUCAGCCGAAGCCUAUGUUCGGCAAACUAUUCAAGAUGCCUGGAAUGUCUGUCAUUUCCAUCAUCUUCCCAAAUGGCUUCAAGAUAAUGAUUAUUUACACACUGGUCAUCGACCACCUUUGCAAUCAUUCAAGGCCUGUUUCUGGUCCGUUUUCCGAAAACACACUGAAACUGGUAACAUUUGGACACACGGAAUAGGAUUUUUGAUUUUCCUUGUUCUUUCCUUGUAUAAAUUGACUGUUGCUUCCCAUCCUUGGUCUCUCAUGGAUAAAGCCAUUUUCGGCGCUUUCUUUCUUGGUGCUGUCCUUUGCCUUGGAUUCUCUACAUUUUAUCAUACAGUUUCUUGUCAUUCACCUCAAGUUGGCAGAUUUUUCAGCAAGCUGGAUUACUGUGGAAUCGCUUUACUCAUCACUGGAUCCAUUAUUCCGUGGCUCUAUUACGCAUUUUAUUGUGAUUAUUAUCCGAAAGUUAUGUAUACAGUGUUAACCACAACUCUUUGUGUUAUUGUUAUUAUCCUCUCGCUGUGGGAUAAAUUCAGUGAACCCAGCUACCGACCUGUUCGUGCAACUGUUUUUGUACUCUUUGGUCUGUCUGGAGUUUUUCCUGGUGGCCAUUGGUUAAUCUCACAUAACUGGUUUUCCGAUGUUAGUCUCCGUGCUUCCUUCAUUUGCCUUAUUAUCAUGGCAGUCCUUUAUCUGAGCGGCGCUCUCCUCUAUGCCUGUCGUAUACCUGAACGAUUUUUCCCUGGUAAAUGUGAUUAUUGGUUCCACAGUCAUCAAAUUUUCCAUAUUCUUGUUAUCGCUGCUGCCAUGGUUCACUAUCGUGGUAUCUCAGAACUUGCUCUUCACCGCCUUAGUAACACACAAACUUGCGACGCACGUUAAUCCACAAAAUCUAUGUUUUUCACCCUUAACUUAACCUCUAACCCAUUCCUUAUCCGGGUCAAUGAAAUCGCAUUACAUACUUAUACUUAGCAGCUAUACAAGUUAAAAAUUAUCUCACUCAUCAAUCCAUUAUUAAGAUCAUUUCUCACAACAUUUUCUCUACUUUUAGUUCAAAUGUGUAAUCGCUGCUAACAUAUUUGUAUGUGACCGUUUUCAUCACUCAUUUUCCCCUCUUUUUCGUCUUCUCACCCUUUUAAAAUCUUAUUUACUUUAAUGUCAAGAAUAAGUUCUGAGAGCCAAAUUUUCUUGGGCUUCUGCAACCUUUUCUUUAUCAUUUAACCCUAAAUCAAUUUUUCUCUCUUUUAUCUAUCCUUUCUUUUUGCCUUCCUCUUCAUCAUCAAAUCAUCAUCUCGCAGCAAGCAAAUCAUCAACAAGAUCAACUUGAGGGUUAAAUUCAACUUGAAUUGAAUUGCAUAAAAAGCAUAGAGUGGGCAAUAUAGCUUUUUUGUCAAUACCUUACUUAUGAUUGUUGAGUUAUUUAAUUUUUUAGUGAAAAAGAAAACAAAUUGCUACAUAAAUGCAUUAUUGUUAGAUUGUACUAUUAUUAUAUUAUUGAUAUUAUAAUUAUAUUAUUACAUUAUAAU